Bactrocera neohumeralis is the source of this 866-nucleotide messenger RNA. RefSeq lists its product as uncharacterized. The coding region runs from base 78 to 767 and encodes 229 amino acids. Lineage: Eukaryota; Metazoa; Arthropoda; Insecta; Diptera; Tephritidae. The transcript is spliced from 2 exons. The record is from RefSeq and is a predicted model, not a curated record.
GAAACGUUCACCGCUUAAUAGUCGUUCGUAUUUAGUUGAAGGCAGAACUUCGAUUUACUACAGAAACGAGUCGGAAGAUGCGGCGUUGGAGAAACACGUGUUUGUCGGCGGUGGCGGUGGGGAGUACGCUGUUGGCGUUAGUCAUUUGUUGUGAUGCCGUGAAUGAAAAUCAAGUGGAAAGUGCAAAGGAGCGUCAAGCUAUAAAUUAUGAAUCGCCUGCACUAGGUCCAGUCGGACCGCCACGCGAUAAGCGUUCGCCUGGCGGAGGUGGAGGUGGUGGUGGCUAUGACGGUCAACCGGGUCAACCGGGUUAUGGUAGUUAUGGGGGUGCUGGUGGACUCGGUGGUGGAUAUCGUGGCGGCGCGGGUGGUUAUGGUGGUGGUGCCGGCCAGCCUGGACAGCCCGGUUAUGCUGGCGGAGCGGGUUAUGAUGGCUUUGGUGGUUCAAUCGGUGGCGGUGGAGGUGUGGGUUAUAAUGGCUAUGGCGGCGGAGCCGGGCAGCCCGGACAACCUGGUUUUGGCGGUUAUGGUGGCGCUGGUGGACUGGGCGGUGGCGGCUAUGGUGGCCCUGGUGGGCGAGGAGGUGGCUACGGUGACUACGGUGGAGCAGGAGGACCCGGCGGUGGGGGUUACGGAGGAUACGGUGGUCUACCUGGUCAGCCCGGUCAACCUGGUGGAAAUGGUGGAGGGGGCGGCGGAGGUGGAGGUGGAGGCGGAGCUGGCGGUGCUCCAGGUUAUCCUGGUUCACCUGGCGGCUAUGGCAAAUGAAAUGUUUUUGUUUAUUAAGAUAAUUAAAGUAAAAUUGAAAAAAAAAAAUAAUACUUUUGUUCAUUAAAUUCACAAAAAUUAAUAAUUUCCAUAAAUUAA